UCUCGCGCCGCCGCCGCGCGCGUUGCGUAGCGGCUAUGUCGGGGCGGCGGGAGCGGGGCCCGCUGCAGCGGGUGCAGCGGCGGAGCCGGGAGCUGCAGGCGCAGGUGCAGGCGCUGCGGGCGGAGAGCGCAGCCCCGGCCCCCGGGCGGCGGGAGGCCCUUCGGCAGAGAUGUAUGCAGCUGAAGAAACUGGUGGAUGAGAAUACAAAUGCUCUUUAUGCUUUGAAAAAAGCUGAUGAGCCUGCACCUGUGGGGAAUUACAGUCAGAGGAAAGAAGAAGAAGAAAAGCUAUUGCUAAAACUUUCUCAGCAGCUGCAGAAACUUGUUCUUGUCUUGGAUCAAGAUAAUGUGACUACGAGUUACGGGGUGGAUCAGGAACAUCAGAAAGAUCCUCAAGCAGAAGAUGAGAAUGAAGAGGAGGAGGACAGUGAAGAUGAGGAAAGUAGUGAGGAGGAAGACAGUGAAGAAGCCGAUGAGGAUAAAUUGUUGGAUGAUCCGAAUGUUAAAGAAUGUAUUGCAGUUGGGAACUUUAAUGCACAGCAGGAAGGAGAUCUCACAUUUAUGAAAGGGGAAGUCCUGCUUAUACAUGACAAGAAGGCAGAUGGCUGGUGGGUAGCCGAAAACUCGAAAGGGGAGAGAGGCCUCGUUCCUAGAACCUAUCUUGCGGUCCAUAGUGAAGGUGGUGAAAGCCAAGCGCAAAGUGAAGAACACAUAGAAGUGGUGGAUGAAACAGCAAGUGGAACUGAAAUUAAGAAAAGAACAGAUUCUCACUGGAGUGCUGUAAGAAGAGCUGUCACGGAGAAUGACACAGUAGAGGUACUGGCAGCCACAGGAGCAGUUCCUGCAGGAUUCCGCCUAUCCACACUUUUCCAGCUCUUAGAGAAAGGCAAUCAGUUUCGAGCAAGCUACUUUUUGCAGCCUGAGCUUACUCCAUCACAGGUGGCUUUCAAAGACUUGGUGUGGAACUCUGAAAAAAAUACUAUUUAUCCUAGACCAACUAGAGUAUCCCUGAUUGUAACUUUAUGUAGCUGUAAAAUGAUUCCUCUCCCGGGACUCAGUAUACAGGUUCUCAGUAGACAUGUUCGGCUCUGUCUGUUUGAUGGCAAUCGGGUGCUGAGUAACAUUCACACAGUGAGAGCUACGUGGCAACCUAAAAAUCCUCAAACAUGGACCUUUUCUCCGAGGGUAACGGGCAUUUUACCCAGCUUGCUUGAUGGGGAUUGUUUUGUCAGGUCCAGCUCUCUGUCUUCAGACAUUGGUAUAUUAUUUGAACUUGGCAUCACUUAUCUUCGCCAUUCAACAGGUGAAAGAGGAGAGCUAAGCUGUGGCUGGGCAUUUCUGAAGCUUUUUACUUCUGAUGGAAUGCCUGUUCCUUCCAAGAUGCAUGAGCUGCUAUUAAAUGGUGGUACUCCCUACGAGAGAGGCAUUGAGGUUGACCCAUCGAUAUCAAGAAGAGCAGGCAGUGGGGUUUUUCAUCAGUUUAUGGCACUCAGGAAACAGCCUGUGCUUCUAGUGAAACUGAGGUCACUAAGUGUGCAGUCAAAAGCCGUCCUGAAUUUGCUUCCAGAAACGUUACUGGGCAGUAUGUGCUACAUCCAUCUCUUGAUAUUUUAUCGACAAAUGCUUGGUGAUGCCCUCCUGAAAGACAGAAUAAGCAUACAAAGCGCAGAUGUAAUCUGUAGUCCUAUUUUAGCAACUUUCCCUCAACUCGUGGAUCAGCCAGACCUGAUGGAUGCACUUCGGAGCGCUUGGGCAGAUAGAGAAAGAACGUUGAAGAGAUCCGAGAAGCCUCUGAGCUCCAGACCUCCCAUCAGUCUGCCUGAAAAAGACCUCUGAAUUCUGCAAGUCUCCCUACCUCAGACAGAUGUAACCUCCAUCCAGUUUUGGUGUGUAGACAGCUAGGAACAGAAUUGCCCAUGCCACCAGGCUUACCCUACCUUGGUCCUACCGCCUGUUCUCUGGACAAAGAGAAGCUGUAGGUAACGGAACGGGAAAGGCACUGGCUCUUGGUCCAAGGCACUUCAUUUCUUGGGAGCAGCAGCAGGGUAUCUCAUUCACUGUGCGUGCUACUGAAUAGAGAGGCGAGAAGAUCUCCUCGUUUGUGCAAACAAAACAAAAUGCUGUUGAGUCAGAAUUGCUUUUUCAGGGUCAUUUAUCCAAAACGAAAGCUGAUCUGCUCAAAGAAUUAGUAACUCCUCGGUAUCCCAGAACCAUCCAGUUUUACCUGAUCUGUCAUGUGCCACUCCCGUGGUAGGAUUGCUGCCUGGUGAAUUCUUACUCCUUGCACGGCUGUGUGACUUGUUAGCUUAGCUGCUAAAUCUGCUGCUGAGGCGUUCAGUGCCACUCAUAGCGCUCACAUUUCUGGAAGAGUCUUGGUGAUCGAGUUUUCCAGGAGGCAGCGUGUUGCAUCUGCCCUCCUUGCAUGAAGGGGUUUUUCUAGUGUGCGUGUGGGAAAUGAGGCGCACAGAUCUUGUCUAGUUACAGCGUUGGGAUCUUUCAGUGUUUGAUCACUGACCGGGCUGCUGCUUAGUCUGAGUUUUUCAAACUGGUCUUUACAGGGGAGGGCGUAAUUCUUGCCAUGCACAAAACGUCCUAUGAAAGCUGGAAGUAACAGUACGUACGGUGUGGCCUUGCCUCCCGCCAAGAGCCACAUGCUGCCAGGAGUGUGGGAUCAUUCCAACUCUGCCUGGGGCAGUAGAGAAACAAGUGGAGUUUGGGCUUCCAAGGCGGGGAGGAUGUGGCACUACCCUGGCAGUCUCUGUGCGUGCAGAGGCUUGGGGAGCAGUCGUCGCAUGCCGGUGUUCUUGGGAAGAGAUACAAAACCCCCGGGAACAAAGGGCUCUCGGUGGCUGUUUCGUGGCACCCAGCAGGGUUUGGCUGCGUAUCGCUGCUCUCUGUCGUUUGGAAAAGUAAGUUGGCUGGAGAGCGGAUUUGUUGAUCUGUGGUUUAUGUAGUGUACUCCUCGGUGGCGAGUCCAAGGCCCAUCUGGCCAGCCGAUGCUUAUUUAGGAAGGUCAGAUCUUUUCCCGUUGUAAUCCUGGGAACCAGGGGUUAGCCGAAUGUUUUCUUCUUUGAUCUUUUUCCCCCCCUGUGCACAAUACUUCUGGAGGAGUGCUUGGCAACGCCAUGUAUUUGAACUGAAGUACUUUCAAAUCCUCUUCUCUGCAGAGAGAUGGAGAAUUUCUGAAAUCGCUGUUCGUCCUGGUGUACCACAACUCUGUCUUCCCUCUCCUCCAGUCCACUCUCCUCCCUGACCACAAGUGGGCUGAGGAAGAGUCUGAAGCAUCUCGCUGGAGAGUGAUUGCUGACUU
Messenger RNA from Falco peregrinus (peregrine falcon), 3309 nucleotides. RefSeq names its product nephrocystin 1 (gene NPHP1). The record is from RefSeq and is a predicted model, not a curated record. Gene Ontology annotation, cellular component: cilium; cytoplasm. The transcript has 20 exons. Gene Ontology annotation, molecular function: protein binding. Gene Ontology annotation, biological process: protein localization involved in establishment of planar polarity. NCBI's taxonomy places the organism in Eukaryota, Metazoa, Chordata, Aves, Falconiformes, Falconidae. The coding region runs from base 36 to 1835 and encodes 599 amino acids.